UGUAUGUAUUGGACGCUUGAAUGGAGGUUUCACUCGACAGAUGUCAUCCUAAUUGACCACAGCAUUCAUGAAAAUAUGAGCUUGUAUUCUGUCAUUGAGAAACAUCUAGCACCUACUCCAUGGAACAAUCAGUUGAGGCCAUUUUGCAAUGUACGCUUGGAUGAUUUGAAGUUUUUCCUUCGGAAGAAUGCUAAGGGAGCCAUGUCACCAUUUCGUCAGUUGAACAUAAAGGAUCCAAUAGGUCUGCAAUUGAAGGAUUCUGUUAUUGUAGAGUAUCCUGUGAUAUAUGUUUUUCUUCCUUCACACUGCUAUAACUUUGAAAUUGAGAAGGACACAAGGUCAUUUUGUAAGAAUGAGGAACCUGUUGAUUCUCCCAGCAGCAACCAAAGCCCAAAGGGUACUUUUUUUAAAGAGGAGGAAAUAGAAGAAGGUGAGAUGCUUUCAGACACGAAGGUUGUGGAUCUUAUGGAUCACAAAAUUUUAGAGCCUUGUAAUAAUACUCAAAUUCCUAAGAAUGUGACCAUAUCUGAGAAAGGACUUAUUCGCCCCAGUAAGCGGAUGUCAGAUGCACCUGCUGAAUAUUUAAUACCUAUUUCUAGCAGUAAGUGUGGAGCAAAUGUGGAGGAAAGUGGUGGACAUUCCAGUAGUAGUGCAAAUCUAAAGAAUUUUCCUGAGGAGGAAAUAUUUGACUUUCAGCAGGAAGUGAAAGAUGCUUAUUCAGACUUUAUUGGGGAAAUUAAUCCUGAUGAUUUUCUGUGCUUGGACAGUGGGUGCAGUGAAGAAGAUGAAUCACAAGAAAGAAAGAAUCUCCUGGGUUUUGGUGGAGAACCAUAUAUGGAAGAGGCAUUAGAGGAAGGGGAGAUUCCAACUCCCAAUUAACUGAAGAUGCACAUCAUUAUAUUCUAGAGAAAGAAGUGACAUCAUAAUUCUGAACCGGCAUUUCUAUUGAAGCAGUUGUAUCAUUUGAAAUCAGCUCGUUUUGUGUUUGAACUUUCUUCUGCUAGCACUUAUUACUGCAACAGUGAGUUGUGGAUGCUGGAUAUGACUGCAGGUUCAUUUUAAGCAACAUAAAGUGAAUUAUCAUGGUUAUGAGUUAUGACAAAUAGAGAGCCCAUACUUGAUGCAGACCACAAUUUAGCACAUCAAUGUGUAUGUAAUCCAUAUUCACCAGCAGGAUAGUCACACUGAAUCAAAAUAGCAGUGGACAUUCGGCUGUAGCUUGCAUUUCGUUUAUGAUCUGGAACUUAUUGUGGGGGUGGUGGUUGGGGGGGGGUGGUGUCAGGGGUGUGUGUCUAUGGUUCAGUUGCUUCUUGUUUGACACUUCCAGCCUUAGCAUGACAACUCCGAUAUUGCUUUCCAGUCAGCAAUGUCACUGCUGUGUCACUUCUUGAGAGUUUUAGCUUCGGUGAGAACCAGCAGCUUACCUCACGGCAUAUUGUGGUGAAGUUUUUGAAGCAAUGUAUUUAUAUUAAUGUUGGUAUAGAUACAGCAUUGCUGUUGCAUUUUUUUUAAUCGUUUACUUUAGUUCUAUUAAUUUUUUCAAUACAAUUUCUAAGAUGGCUAUUUAUAGCUUCAUCACUGGGCCACACGAUAUAAUGCUCCAGUCCAUUUUGCUAUAGUUGUCGGGCAUCAGUUAAGCAAAUAAUAGACCACUUCCCCCUUUUAUUGUGGAGAAAAAGGCCCUAUUUCAUUUUGUAAACAGUUAUCAGAAACCAUUGAUAAUGAUUCGUAUAUUGAAACAGAAGAACUGAUAGUUUAUAUUUCCCAU
Elaeis guineensis (African oil palm) is the source of this 1768-nucleotide messenger RNA. The record is from RefSeq and is a predicted model, not a curated record. Lineage: Eukaryota; Viridiplantae; Streptophyta; Magnoliopsida; Arecales; Arecaceae.